AUGGCGUGGCGAUCACCAUUGCCUUCCUCAUUGUCGCCUUCAGCGCUGGUGGGAGGAUUGUCUUCUCCUCUCCUACCUGCUCCACUCCCGUGCAUCUUCCCCCCUGCUCCUCGCGAAAGCGCGUGCUCCCGCGACGAGAUGGCCGAUGCCUUCCUCGAGGUGCGCCGGGGAAGAGGGGAGAGGUGGGCGCGGGGGAUGGGAGAUGUGGGGGCAGCGAAAGGGUUGGGAGAGGGGAGGGUGGGGGGGGAAGAGGGCAUGGAGAACGAAAGCGGGUGCUCUCAAGACGAGAUUGCCGACGCCUUCCUCGAGGCGCGCCGGGGAAGAGGGGAGAGGCGCGCGGGGAGAGUUGUGGGGAGGGCGGGGACAGCAGACCGCAUGGAGACAUCUCAAAGCAUCCCCUCGUUUACCUUCCCCCCUGUGCCCUUUCCUCCCCUCUCCUCCCCUUGCCAGGUGUGUGAGGACCGCGUACCAGCAGUAGCAGACCGCAUGGUGUAUGAAGACCGUGUACUACCAGCAGACCACAAGCUGGCGCAGGACAUGCGCGAGAGGACCGUGGAUGCACCGGCGGGAGGAGGCAGCCUUGGAGGAGGCGUUGGGAUCCGGCUGGCAGUGCAAGUUGCUGUUCGCGCGGAUCACCGACUGGCUGGUGGCAGCGCACAGGCCAGCCGCCCUGCCAUCAGGUGUGAGUGCGUCCACCAGCAUGUGCGGAGCGCAAGGGCUUAUGAACGGUCAGAAAAAGACACAGCCUGUUCGGGCAAGGGGGGACCAAGAGGGGGCGUGCGUCUGGUCUGGCGGGGUCAGGUAGGUGCAGGACCUGCAGCGGGUAGGCUGGCUGCAGCAGCCGGGCGGGUGUCAGGAGCCGGGUGGGCACGCUGGGCCUGA
Molecule: messenger RNA, 882 nt
Organism: Closterium sp. Naga37s-1
Lineage: Eukaryota; Viridiplantae; Streptophyta; Zygnematophyceae; Desmidiales; Closteriaceae
Source: the annotation of a GenBank genome assembly